Messenger RNA from Carassius carassius (crucian carp), 1277 nucleotides. RefSeq names its product F-box and leucine-rich repeat protein 8 (gene fbxl8). NCBI's taxonomy places the organism in Eukaryota, Metazoa, Chordata, Actinopteri, Cypriniformes, Cyprinidae. Gene Ontology annotation, molecular function: protein binding. Bases 166 to 1269 code for a protein of 367 amino acids. The record is from RefSeq and is a predicted model, not a curated record. The transcript is spliced from 2 exons.
AGUACAGAAGUUUGAGAACGUAUAUGUUUUUUCCCCCAUCAGAAGUCUGACAGACAUACAGACAACAGAGUCAUCACGAACUGUGCUCGAUUAAGAGGUUCUCGGUUAAAACAUCUUUUAAUUUUAAUGUACCGCGGCUGACAGUAGACAAAGGGCUGAUUUGGAAUGGAUCUGCCAGAAGAGAUCCUUGCACAUAUUUUUUCCUUCUUGCCUUUACAGGACAAAUGCAAUGCAUUUACUGUUAGUAAGGCUUGGUCUAAUAUCAUGACACAUCCAAGCUCAUGGAAAGAUACUGAAGUCAGGUGUGAGUCAGGAACCAGUGUCCCUGACAGAUAUUCUGCUCUUCUGCCACUGGUCAGAAAUUUGAAACUGAGAAUGUGUCUGACCGAUCCAGCCAAUCGCAAAACAGCACUGUGGGUGCUGCGGCAGGCAGUUGCCAGCGGUGACGGGCGGCUGGAAGGACUUUCCAUCUGUUGUGUGGGGAACACACCUCUCUUUUAUGCUGGUCAGGACCUGCAGCAAGGCUUAGUGGACAUACUGACGGACGGGUCAUCUCUAACUGUGCUUGACCUAAAGGGUGUACCCUUCACCCUCAGCGACUCCUUCGUCAGGAGUGUGGCAAUGCUUUGCCCUGCUCUGCAAAGGCUUUACAUCAACAAUCACUCUCUGGUGUGUGGCGUCAACGCUAAAACUCUGAGCCAAGUGCUGAAAAGCUGUCAGUCGCUCAGCGUUCUUGGAGUUUUCCAGGCCAGUCUCUCACAAGACGUCUUUAAAGAUCUCAUGUUGCCUGAAAGACCAGCACUAAAGAAACUAGAGCUCCGUUGCGAACGUUCGCUCAAAUACACCGUGCCUCUCUGUGACCAGAUAUGGUUAGAGUUAAAACUGAGACACCCACGUCUCUGGGUGGAACUUGAGCUGGACCACACCCUCCCCGAAUUGCACGUUCCAGGGGUUCUGCAGCCCAGCAUCCCUGUCCGAUGUCUUCGGCUGCUCACUUGGACUUUGCUGUUGGAUGAGGUUCGGAUAGUCAGGCAGAGUUAUGCAAACACGCUAGAGGUUCUGGAGCUGCAGACGGUCCCGUCUCCUGAACUUAACUCUGAGUUGAUAGCCUUAGCAAAGCAGUGCAUCAAGCUUCAAGAGGUUCACUGUUAUUGUGUUGUCUCGCAAGAAGUAAUAACAGCAUUCUUAACGAACUGUCCUAAUCUCUGCAGAUUCACACUCAAGACACAUAAAGAGCCUCACCCAUGGACCUCCACUAAACUACAGUAAUGCUCUCA